Molecule: messenger RNA, 1296 nt
Organism: Eruca vesicaria subsp. sativa (arugula)
Lineage: Eukaryota; Viridiplantae; Streptophyta; Magnoliopsida; Brassicales; Brassicaceae
Source: the annotation of a GenBank genome assembly
CCCGUAAAAGAGAGUUGAUUUGCGGAGAGGAGAAGGGAAGGAGAGUAAUUCUCAUUCUCUCUAUAGGUUGUGGUGAAAUCUUUCAACCGGUUUUUCUGUGCGAUUCUCAGAUCUUUUCAUUGCGUGAGUUAAUUAAAUCGGAGGAGGAGGUGAUGGAUGCACAGGCGAAGAAGAAGGCGUUGUUCCGAUCUAAACUCAACGCCAAGAAGAAAGACUCCCGCAUCGAUUCUCCUCUCGUUAGGUACAACGAAUCGGAGCAGCCUGUGUGUAGAGUGUGCAAUGUCGUGUUGAAGUCUGAAUCACUAUGGGAUGUCCACCAAGCUUCUCGUAAGCAUCACGAGGCUAUCGAUAAUUUAAAGGCUAGUGCAGCGGGGAUUCAACGGGGUAGCAGCAAACCUGCUGAAACUAAGCCAACACAACUUGAAAGUUCAACAGCUAAAUCAUCUGGUCUUCCCCCAAAUUUCUUUGAGUCUGAUAUUAAACAUCCUGAAUCUGCAGAAGUUGAAUCUUCAAAACCUAAGAAUGUACAUCAAUCAAAGCAGGCUAUAGUAGGUUCAGAAACAAAUAAGACUAAAGGACCUCUUCCAGACGGGUUCUUCGAUAAUCAGCAAACUGAUUCUUCAGAUAUCAAACCCACCAGUGAGCCUAAACAGAGUCAGACACAGACGACUGGUACAGUGGUGAAAGGAGCCCUUCCCACUGGUUUUUUCGAUAAUAAGGAAGCUGACCUGCUUGCCCGUGGAAUAAAGCUCGUCAAACCAGAUAUUAAGGACGAAUAUAAAGAGUUUGAGAAGUUGAUACAAGAGGAUCUGCAAGUAGUGGAUAGUCGCAUGGAAGAAGAAGAGGUUGAUGCUGCGGAAACUAUAGAAGAGGAGGAACAAAGAGAGCAAAGAUCAUACAAAGAGAAAGUGGAGAUUUUGAAGAAGAGGAAGAUGGAAUUGAAAGCAGCUAGGUUAGCUAAGCGCAGCAAAUCCUCUGAGGGGUCAGUUAAAAAGCCAAAGAAGACUGAAGAAGAAUCGCCCAGCGAUGAUGAGGAUGACGAGGUUUCUGCUGUUGAUUGGAGAGCUCAACAUGUUUGAAAUAAGUCAAUGUUUCUUCUGGUAAAACAUUCAGUCCUGUGUUAGAAUCCGUAUCAACUUGUCAUGGAGAAUUCUCAAAGCUUAUUAUAUUUUCAGAGCUUGUUACGUUGCACAAUUGGUAUAAACUGAUCUAGCAUUAGAGCAUGAACUAGUUACUUCUAGUUCUGACCUAAUAAAAAUAGUCAGAACCCCCUAAAUAACAUUAUCUAGUCUUUGA